GACCUGUUUUGUGUUAAGGGUUUUACAUUCUCAAUGAAAAUGUUACUUUUAUUGUCAUAAUCAACAGUAAUGGAUCCACAAUACCUUAGAGAGUGGCGUCGACUAAGGGACCGAGUUGAUGCUCUUGCUGCAUCCAGUAGCAGCUUGAAUGAGUAUCUAGAUGUGCAAGGAGAUGUUUCUGGGGAGGAUACAUUGACACAAGAACAUUUGUCUGAGGAGGGUCCUUUUUUGGAAGUAGAUGCUGAAGAGGGUCCAUCAACUGUGGAUGAUACAGUUGUUCAUGAUACUGACUAUGGUUACAAGGAAACUGUUGAUUCCAGUGACUCUAAUACAGACCUUGAACCUUCAGAUUCAGACGACCCGCCAUCAUUAAGUAAAGAUUUGGCUGAAUGGGCAACAACAACAAAUCAAACGCAUGCUGCGCUAAAAGGGCUUCUUGGAAUUUUGAGAAGACAUGGACAUACACUUCCAAAAGACAGCAGAACAAAAGACAGCAGAAGUAAAAAAUAUUUGUGGUGGUCAGUACACAUACUAUUGCUUAGAGCUGGGAAUUCUCCAAUACCUUUCCCAUAACUCGUCAUUUACAGGCAGUAUAGACCUUACAAUAAACAUUGACGGUCUGCCUAUAUUCAAGUCCAGUAAAACCCAUUUUUGGCCAAUUCUUGCAAAAUUUGAUAAUGCUGAUCCGUUUCUGGUUGCUCUGUAUUAUGGCAAUAGCAAGCCUGACCCAAUUCAUGAAUAUCUCAGUGAUUUAAUAGCAGAAUUGCAGCAUCUUAUGCAAAAUGGUGUCUCAAACAAAACCAUAGUGCAUAAGGUAACACUGCGUGCAUUUGUAUGUGAUGCUCCAGCAAGAGCAUAUCUAAAGUGCAUCAAAAGCCAUAAUGCUUUGCAUGGAUGUGAGCGUUGUCUGUCACUGGGCACUUCAGUUGAGGGAAGAGUUGUCCACUUAGAUAAAGGAUCUUGUGAGAAACUCACUGAUGAGAAAUUCAGUUGUUUGCAGUAUCCAAAUCAUCAGAAGGAACUUACACCUCUAGCCAAACUAGGAAUCGGAUGCGUCACACAGUUUCCUCUUGACCACAUGCAUCUUGUUUUUCUUGGAGCUGUAAAAAGAUUACUCAUCUUUUUUUUGCGAGGCCCAGUAGUUUGCAGGUUGCAAAAGGGGCAGAGUGAAAAAAUCUCUGAGACAUUGGUACAUCUGAAAGGUGCUAUGCCGGCAGAGUUUGCCAGGCAGCCUAGAUCAUUGACUGAACUUGAUCGCUGGAAAGCAACAGAACUGCAGCAAUUUCUGUUGUAUACAGGACCACUUGUGUUGAAGGAUGUUCUGUCUCCGGACCAUUAUCAUCACUUCUUGUCAUUAACAGUUGGAAUGUCCAUUCUUUUAGAUGAGAAUGAUGCCCGAAGAGGACACUACCAGGAAUAUGCCCAAAACCUGCUGGAGCACUUUGUGGAUACCAGUUCUGAACUCUAUGGGGACACUUUCACAACAUACAACAUCCAUUCGAUCAAACACAUUGCUGACCAUGUUUUUAACUUUAAUUGCUCAUUAAAUCAGUUGUCCUGCUUUCCGUUUGAGAACCACUUUCAGUCCAUAAAAAAAUUGGUUCGAAAUAGCAAAAAUCCAGUGGCUCGGGUUACUAAAAGAUUGUCAGAAAAGGCAAACACACAGCAACACCCGAACCAACAGAGGUGCAAACCGUACUCCAUAUCGACCAAGGCACCAAAUAACUGCUUCAUGUUAGAAUCCGAGCACAUUGUCUUUGUGAGAGAAAAAGCGGCUAAAUGGAAUGUUGGUUGUGGAUGUUAUUGACCCAGAGGUCACAAGGCAGCUAUUUGAUCUACCCUGCGAGUCAACGAUGAUUAACAUUGUGUACGUGGAGAGCAGUGACCUAAGCCGAAUGAAGAGGAAGCUUCUGGAGACAGUGGAUCUGCAUAAGAAGGCUGUGUGCUUACCACAUGCACAGGGAUUUUCCAUAUUCCCACUCCUUCAUGACUUUAAGGAUUAAUUGAUGAUUGUUCCUAUUUUGCCAUUAUGUCUCAAGGACUGAGACAUGCUCCCAAAAAAAUAACGAUAUGAGGAGUAUGUCCAAGAUAAUUACAUUAUUCAUCUUUCAGUUUCCACUGCAACUUUGUUUAUGCA
Misgurnus anguillicaudatus (oriental weatherfish) is the source of this 2137-nucleotide messenger RNA. NCBI's taxonomy places the organism in Eukaryota, Metazoa, Chordata, Actinopteri, Cypriniformes, Cobitidae. The record is from RefSeq and is a predicted model, not a curated record.